CGCGCUGAUCCGUUAAUCUCGCAGAUAACGUUCCUGCCUUUUUGUGACAACACGAUCGCCAAUUUCUGUCAUUGAAUUGUUAAUCUCGUCAAAAAUGAUUUCGAGUUUUGCGAACGUCGUUGUAAAGUGUGUCUCGUCGGCUUAGGUAGAUGUGUGCGAUUAGCUCGAACAGCAUGCAACGAACCAGACAGCAAAUACAAAAAUCGAUCGUUAUUAUUGCCGAUCCGCGAUCGGCAUGUCGGCGGGAUAUAUGGUGUUCAUCGGUUGAGAGCGAACGCAUUGCGCAACCGACACCGCUGAAGGAAGGGUUUUGGUAGCUCUCGAAGCGACGUCCAAAGGUGCGCCCACAUACACUCUUCCAUUCCGGAUAUAAACGCGGCUUCCAGUUUUGCGGGCACCUGACAGAGCCAUCCGUUCUUUUCAUUAUCGACGAAGCGAUUCACGAUGGCGACGCAGCGCCUAGAUCGACAAAAAGGCUACUGACGAAUUGAAGAUAUCGAGUUGCGGUUGAUAAGCAUCGGUGAGAGCUCGUCACAUUGAUACGACAACGACGACUAUCAUCGGGCUCAAGAAACUCGUAAAAACGAAGCCGCUCUUCGUGGGGAGAUACAUUAGUGCGAUUUUAGCGAGCGAAUCAGAUGCUGAUGACCUCACCGUCGAGAAACAUGUCGAGGAAGUGCGUCCACCCGUACGCCGUUUUAACAAAAGUAUGAUGAUCAGCUGAGCUGGGAAUCGUCUCACCCUCCAGACGUGUCUUGCCGCCAGCUAGAUCCAACCGAGUAAUUGACGUCGGCGGCAAUACGAGAAUGUCCAAGAAGCAAUGGCUGGUCCUGCUGAUGUUGUUUCUCACGUACUUGUUGUUCGGCGCUUCUAUCUUCUUUUACAUCGAGAGCGACUUGGAGCGUGACAAGAUAGAGAAAGCCAAGGACAAGCGCAGGGAGAUCCACGAAUUACUCCACCAGCACUACAUACCCACCACCAAUCACAACCAACACGAAAUCCUACAGAUACUCACCGAAUAUUGCGGCAAGUCCGUCUACAACGUCACCGACGACGAAGUCGAUCAUUACCAAUGGGACUUUUAUAAUAGUUUUUACUUCGCCUACACGGUUGUCAGCACUAUCGGAUACGGCAAUCUUGCUCCCACGAACACGCUCAGCCGCAUCCUGAUGAUCUUCUACGGCUUAAUCGGAAUCCCGAUGAACGGGAUUCUGUUGACGCAGCUGGGCGAAUUCUUCAGCCACGUGUUUAUCAAGGCUCACAAGAAGUACAAGUCCUACAAGAGCAGCCAGCCGUUACCCGAUUACUGCACCAAGAAACCAACGCCGUUUGAAACGCGCAAGGUUGAACUGGCCGCGCAGAUCCUCAUGUAUCUGAUACCGGGUUUCAUCAUGUUCAUUUUCUUUCCGGCGUUUCUAUUCAUGCACUACGAGCGCUGGAGCUACGACGAGUCCGUCUAUUACGCUUUCGUCACGCUCACAACCAUCGGUUUCGGCGAUUUCGUGGCAGGCCAAGAUAAUACAAAGGGAAGCGGUCCAUUCUUCAUCAUGUACAAAAUAUUUUUGAUCUGUUGGAUCUCCUUUGGACUGGGUUACAUUGUCAUGAUAAUGACGUUCAUCGCUCGCGGUAUGCGCAGCAAAAAGAUUGUGCAGCUCGAGCACAAACUGGCGUUGAAUCUCAAGCAGACGCAGAGCAAAAUUUGGAACGAGUUUAACAAAGAGGUCAACUACCUGCGUCGCGUUUUCAACGAGUUACAGCUCUCUAAGGUCAAAAGAGUAUAUGUUGACGAGUACGAUUACGAUGUUCCUGCGACGAAAUUCUCGCGCAGCAACAGUUUUCCGGAUUUGCGUAAGUUGGCGAUCGGUGGAUGUACGGACCACUUGACACCACAUCCACGACGACGCGCUAAUAGCGAGGUAGUACCAAUGGAGCAAUUGACGCGCGUGGUAUCCGAGACGGACCUUCAGAGAAUAGACAAAACCGCUACGUUCGCUGCACACGCUAUAGUGCAGCCGGCAGAACUUUUAGCGCGCUUGGUCAACAUUCUCGGUUACAUACCUCCGCGGGAUGAGUUCGAAUGGGAUCAGAACGACGAACAGUCGAAACAAAUGGAUGCUCAGACCGACUUGACGGGAAAAUCAAUGGAUCAACAAAGUCUGCCCAACAGCACUACUCAAUGGACAAUCGGUGGCGAGAGAUUCCCGUUCGCCAGACCUCGAUCGAGAGCAGCCAGCGAGAUGCGAUUGCACGCUACAAACGACGAGUACGUUAAUCCGAGCACCGAAUGGACUUGGUCCGGUCCGGUGGCGCCGAACAAGAUGCAGGAAAUGAUGAAUGCACGCGACACUCUGCCUUCGAAAGACGGCAGCAGCAAACCGUACAGGAAGUUCCCGUCGCUCGCGUUGCCGAUCACCGCGCCCAAAAACUUCUUUCCCAAAUGGACAAAGCAAUUCAUGGGCAAGAGAUCGUCGGAUGCUGGUUUUACUACGAAGAACGUCGAUAAAGUCGAGACAGCGGACGACAGCGGUCAACAAAACAACUCACUUGGUCCGCCACCGUUGUAUCUGGACGACAGACACGACUCGAUCACGAGGAGGCCGUAUUACACGCAUACCGGCGCCAAUCUGUCGACUUAUCUGGAAGGUAACAAUUUGCUGGAAGAAACAAGCCUGGCGGAUUUCCUCAAAGCGUUGACCGCUCUUCACGCAAGGGUGGGAACGGGAGUUCCUGAAGAAUACAUCGCCAAGCCGAAAAGAAAACUAGGAACGGCCUGUCUGACUCCGCCAAAGUUGCCCAGUUUGUUCACCCUGUUCUCGCAAAACCCGUCUGGUUCGGCGACUCAGAGCAAUCAGAAUACCGUCACGGACACGCAAUCGUAUCAGUCCAGCAGAAGGAUGUCUUAUAAGACUGCGGAAAGUACUUCCGGCUGCACCACGCCUACACCCUACAUCAAGAGGGACAGCCUUGCCGUGAGACCUCGAAGAUUUUCCUUGAGGCCGGUUCCAACCCCAAUCGGUCCUUCCACGCCGACCGAUUAUGGCUCGCCACGAUUGUCGUUACGAUCAUCUCCAAAGAUAGACAAUAGAGACCUGCAAGAGCUCUCGACGGAUCCCUUCAUUUUCGUAUCGCCGAAGAAAUCGCUCGUGAAUAUGGAAGGACCGCUAGGACUUUCGUCGCCGAUCAAACAGCCAUCCAAUGGCCAACGGUUUUCCAUAAGACCCGCGCAGCUCAGUGCUCAAUCAAGUCCUACUGACAACGUACCUUUAUCUACGCCAUUACAGACGUUAAAACCACUGCCGAAAUGGAAAGCGAGUGCGUUGCAGCGGCAAAUCAGUCAGAUAAAUCUACGUCGUCGCACCAGAGCGUUCAGUCUCAGCGACGUGCGUUCUGAUAAACGUGAAAGGAGCCCCACUCCUCUAAGUCCUCUCGCGAUUGACAGCAACAAACCUAUCGACGUUAGCAAGACGAAUCAGAAAACGGUGACCAUCAUGUCACCGGCAGAGGAGAUGGCCUUGAGGAAUGAACAAAGUUCCGCGACAGCUUCCCCGAACUUCCGAAACGAUCAGACUUCGCAGCGGGAAAAUCAACAGGAAAGCGUAACUGUGCCGAUUAAGUCCUGCAUUCUCCAAAUUCCCGGCGCCCCGCCCGCGGCGGUGAAUACAUCAACAAUUUCAAGUAUAGCGAGCGGAAUGUAUCCUCAAGGCAAUAAAACUUCCAUGCCGGUUUACGAACCAGUUUACAAACCAGUAUCGUGUGAAGAAAAAACAUUCGAGCAGAAACUGAUAAACUUUAACGACGCAUUAGAUAAAAUGGUUCAAGAAACGAAUUUUGAUGUCAAUGAGACCCCGCUUAAAACGGAGAACCAAGAAAUGAAAUCCUUGAGUAGCGAAAAUUAUUCAAGAUUGAGAAGCGAAAAGCUCAGUGUGCCUAUAGACUCGUAUAAACCACUGCUGCAAGUGAUGAUAGAAAAGCCGACGGUCAAUCCUUUUGAGCAGUACAGAGCUAUGACGAAGUCUAGUCGAGACGAUAACAUCGUCGACUUGAAAGAAGUCAAAGUUGAAAAAUCACCUAAAACAUAAUGACAUCAUUUAUAUUGGUCUUGGCAAUGUGUCUAUUUUUCUUCCUGAAUUUCGGGACAAACAUUUAUAUAACAAAAGAGUUGUGUAAAUCUCUCUUGCCUGUUUGAAACGCGAUUUUCGUCGUUGUUUUAUCCGUAAACAAUCGUAUGAUAUUAAUUUUACUCUGUGCCGAUUUUGAAAUGCUAUAUUAUAGGACUUAAAAAAUUUGCUCUUCGAGAAAAUACGUAUUUUAAUAAUUAUAGAUAGGACAAAUAAUAAUUUUAUACCGUAAUUUAAUAACGAUGAACUUUUAUAAAAAGUUUUGAACAAUGAGUUUUUAAGAAAGUGAACUUUAGUGAUAUGUUUAGACGUAAUUUAAUUUGCCAAACUAGUCGAAUCCGCAGGUAGGUACUUCACAUAAAAUAAAUAAUCGGCAAAUGAUAAUUAUUAAGUAUGUAUAAAUUACAAGAUAUGUAAAGUAUUUAAAUCGAUAAGAAAAUCAAAAAGACUGUGAUAUAAAGAUGUUUAUUCUCAAUGAUUAUUCCUUACUUAAAAGAUUAAGUAAAUUAAAAUUUAGAUAAAAAUAUUAUAUACGUAAAUAAAUUAUUGAAAAAAUACCGUGAUAAAAAAAUAUCAUCACAUUUUUCUUUAUAAAAUCUGAAAUCUAAAUUACUCCUUUCUUAAUUUGAGGACGUUAUUACACAGACUUCUAUAUAAUUUAGACCGUAAACAUGCUAUAGUUUCAUAUGUUGAAGAGAUUGGAUGAAGAAGAUGGCUAAAGAGUAUUUAUAAAUACAGCGGAAUAACAGUGCGACAAUAAAAAUCCGUAAAAAGAAAAAACAUUUAAAUAAAAGCUGAUUGAUAAUUAUAAAAAAAUGCCAAACGCAGCUAUAGAAGUCUGUAGUUGUUACAUUACAUCGAAUAAAAAUGAAAGUUGCAUAAUUCAUGCGUUAACAUUUCAUAUCGCGGUUCAAGUCCUAACCGCGACCUGCAUAUUUAUAUCACUCACGCGCGUGAUCACACUUAUCUCAUGUUAAAUCUUAAUAGUUAAUAUUUUUUUCGGAUAUGAUCAAGGGAACAAGCUGUGCGAGACGUCAAUUUUACUGACAAGUUCUUGUAAAAUAAGUUAUAAAGAUGUAUUUUUGGUUUCCUGAGCGGUUUGCUCGAAGCUGUGUGUGUAUACAUGUGUGUGUUAUUACUAUAAAUAAAAUCCAAACAAAAAGUUAAAAGCUUACUCACGUGGAAACAAAUCCACGUGACAAAGAAUACAAAGUAACUAUCACUUCUUCAACAAUAAGUAUAUUUACUUAUUGUGCUUCGGCAAUUUAAGUCCGCAAGUGACACGGAGCUUACUUGCUCAUCGGUAACACAAUUCAUCGUAGAAAUAAUAAAGAAACCUCGCGCCGUGAA
Pseudomyrmex gracilis is the source of this 5468-nucleotide messenger RNA. RefSeq lists its product as uncharacterized. Gene Ontology annotation, cellular component: membrane. The record is from RefSeq and is a predicted model, not a curated record. Gene Ontology annotation, molecular function: potassium ion leak channel activity. The transcript is spliced from 9 exons. The coding region runs from base 807 to 4079 and encodes 1090 amino acids. NCBI's taxonomy places the organism in Eukaryota, Metazoa, Arthropoda, Insecta, Hymenoptera, Formicidae. Gene Ontology annotation, biological process: stabilization of membrane potential; potassium ion transmembrane transport.